AUGAAGGAAUAUGUGAGGGGAGAAAAAUGGAGAGGUGCGAUGGAGAAAAAGCCACUUGUGGUGUACUAUUCGAACAGCAAUUCAGUGAUUGGUGAAAUUGCACAUAAAAUCGCUCUGGACGUGAGAGCAGAUAUCUAUGAGGUGAAGACCACUAAAAGAAUCAAACGGCCACAACUCACGCAAGACGGGAGGAAGACAUUCAGUAACAUACCCAUUGUUUUUGAUUCAAUCGACUUCUCGCCAUACAAUGAGAUUUUUAUUGGCGGAGAGUGGGUUGAAAGGCAUUUAGUAGGACCAAUGAGGUCGUGGAUCAACCAGAACAAAACGUACAUUUUGCGCGACGACGUUAAACUCAUCUUUUUUGUUUUCGACAAACAAGGGAAAAAGAUCAACAAGGCAUUCAAAGAAAUGGUCGAGCUGUUGGGAGAACCCCAUAGAAGACUCAUUAUAACGCCAUUGGAUUACCCGUAUCAUUCAUUGCCAAGAAAAGUUGGAUAUCACACGAGUUCAUCAGAACAAGAUGAGGUUUACUGUGAUGAGAAAAUGAGUAGCGAUGGUGUUAAUGUUGUUGAAAAAAUUUCCACAAAAAGUUGUGGCCCCAUGCAAAAACAACGAGUUGAAAAUUUUGAACAAGGAAUACGUAUAGAGUAA
Molecule: messenger RNA, 651 nt
Organism: Entamoeba invadens IP1
Lineage: Eukaryota; Evosea; Mastigamoebida; Endamoebidae
Exons: 1
Coding region: 1-651 (216 amino acids)
Source: RefSeq, a predicted model, not a curated record